AUGCCUCGUCUUAAGCAAAUAGCCAAUCGUGGCUUUUCGUCUGGCAGGGAUGAGCAAAAUCUUGAUAAAUGGCUUGUUGCACCUCGACCCAAGCUUCAUUACCGUGCUUCCCUCGGCACCAUAGAUCCUAUUCUUGGAAAGAGAAAUAUGGGAUUCAACAUCUAUGAAGUUGCAUGGCCUCUUUCGAAUUCCAUCAAGAUGACAAUUUCUAGUGAUUGUAUGACCUUUUACAUGGAAGAGAGUCAUAAAGGUGAAAAGAUAGUUUUGGCCAUUGAGAGGUGUUUGCUUGACUGGGGAGUUGAUAAUAUGUUUACAAUGACUAUAGAUAAUGCAAGUUCAAAUGACGUUGCAAUUGCCUACAUAAAAAGAAAAGUUUCAAAUUGGAGAAAAGACAUUUGUGGAGGCAAAUUCUUGCACAUGAGGUGCAUUGCACAUAUAAUUAACCUAGUUGUGCAAGAUGGUUUGAAAGAAAUGGGGGAUUCAGUCGCUCGUGUUAGAGACGCAGUCAGAUAUGUUAGGCAUUCACCUGCUAGGUUGAAAAAUUUCAAGCGUUGCGCAGAAGUAGAAAAAGUAGAAUGCAAAAAGAUGUUAUGCCUAGAUGUUAGCACUCGAUGGAAUUCUACUUAUCUGAUGCUAGACACAGCUCAAAUAUAUGAAAUAGCUUUUGAAAGGUUUAGGGAUGAAGAUCAUUCAUUUAGAAUUGAGCUUGAUACUAGGGAUGGCAUACCAAGUAGUUUUGAUUGGGAACAAGUUAGAAAAUUUGUGAUGUUUUUGGAACACUUCUAUGAACUCACUAUACGAGUUUCAGGUGACAAAGGUUUAUUGGUGGGGAAAAAGGUUCAGGAUACAACAAUGGAAUUGUUUGCUGAGUAUAAAAAGUUGUCACAAUCUAAAAAUGAAGAAUUAAACAGAAGUGAAACUUCAAGCUCGACUUGCUCCACUGGUCAAGGUGAAGCAGCAAAACGAAAGUUCAAAGUUUUGUAUCAAAAGUACAAGACUCAAAUUGGAGGUGUAGAUAAUAAAUCAGAGUUGGAUAGGUAUUUGAGGGUGGAUUGUGAAAAGGAUGUGGAGGGCUUUGAUAUUUUGGAGUGGCGGAGGUUAAAUAGUCAAAGGUUUCCCGUCCUUUCACAUAUGGUUCGUGAUGUUUUAGCAGUACCCAUCUCUACAGUUGCUUCAGAGUCUGCUUUUAGCACAAGGGGGCGUGUUCUCGAUGCCUUUAGGAAUUCUUUGACUCCUAAAAUUGUUCAAGCUCUUAUCUAUACACAAGAUUGGAUGCGGGGUUCACAUACUCCAAUUAAGGUUGAAGAAGACAUAUAUGACCUUGAAAAUCUAGAAAAAGAGCUGUCAGAGGUUGCAUUGGAGUCCACAAUUGGUGAAUAA
Malania oleifera is the source of this 1380-nucleotide messenger RNA. RefSeq names its product zinc finger BED domain-containing protein RICESLEEPER 2-like. Bases 1 to 1380 code for a protein of 459 amino acids. Gene Ontology annotation, molecular function: protein dimerization activity. The record is from RefSeq and is a predicted model, not a curated record. The transcript is spliced from 5 exons. NCBI's taxonomy places the organism in Eukaryota, Viridiplantae, Streptophyta, Magnoliopsida, Santalales, Ximeniaceae.